Molecule: messenger RNA, 1791 nt
Organism: Drechmeria coniospora
Lineage: Eukaryota; Fungi; Ascomycota; Sordariomycetes; Hypocreales; Ophiocordycipitaceae
Exons: 2
Coding region: 1-1791 (596 amino acids)
Source: RefSeq, a predicted model, not a curated record
AUGGGGAUUCCGCGUCUCAUUGCCACCUUGGAACCCCUGGCUAUCCAUCGCCGCCUUCAAGACGAAACUGUCGUCGUCGAUGGGCCAGCGUUGGCCUAUCAUGUCCUCCAUGUGUGCAGGCGGAAUGGUAUUACCCAUCCAUCCUAUCGCCUUCUUGGUCGGACGGUUAUAGACUGGCUGGAUGAAUUGUCCAAGCAGCGGGUGGUUAUAAAAGCCAUCUACUUCGACGGCUAUCUCCCAGUAGCGAAACAAGCAGUGCGCAUGGAGAGAAUGAUGAAAAGUACGCUGCAGAUAUCGAAAUUCUUUGCGGGAAGCCCCGAUGGAUGCAUCAAAGCCCAACUAGUCCAAGAAAAGGGAAAUGUCAUUAUUGAUGCCUUUCUAGCUGCCACCCAAGAGGUCAGCCCCUUCGCAGACCCUAGCUUCCUUGUGCCAUCCAUCAUCGAUGCCCUCCGACAGCACCCCCAGUUUGAAGCCUUGACUCAUGUCGUGCCAGGUGAGGCAGACAAUUACUGUGCUUCUUACGUGUCGCUGCACGGCGGAACUGUCAUAACUUCGGAUUCGGAUUUGUUGGUGCACAAUCUCGGGGCAGGUCAAGUUGUCUUCUUUCGAGAUCUGCAUCGAAACCCCGACUCGUCGAUAUUCGGCGCCAGCUAUUCGCCCAGCGAGAUAUGUCAGCAACUCGAGCUAUCUCCAUCAGUAGGACUUGCUCGGCUAGCCUAUGAACGAAAGCAGUUGUCCCAUGCUUCCCUUCCACAAAUCAUGCGGGCUUGUUCACAACCAGCACCAGAUCAAGAACGCUACCAGGCUUUUUGUCAGCAAUACCGCAACAAUGCUAGCGAGUUUCAUCUUCGUGUGAUGGCCAACAGUUCAUAUUGCAUCAUGAUUUUCGACCCCAGAAUAUCCGAACUAUACGUGCAGCUUGCCCAGCUGUCCACGAAUGUUACAGAGGACCCUGACUUUGUUCAAAUAUAUUUGCCCGUCCUGGUGGAAUGUCCAAAUCGCACUAGUGCCUGGGAACACAGUACCACUAUCCGCCAACUAGCUUACACGGUGCUGGCAUCAACCACCCCUACUCGCUUGACAAUGCACACACACAUUCUAGAGUACCGUCGCGUACAAAGCACUUUGCAAAAGGGAAGAAAAAUUGCUCUCACCUCCGCAGCUGAUGUGGAUCGGUCUGCCCAGGAUUUAUUAGAUCUUAUGGAGCGGAUUCGAGGUAUUUCAAAUGGAUCAGGGACAUAUUGGGUGAUGCUUCAUCUCGCAUUGGACGCACGUGAAUGCCGGCAACAGGACAAAGAGUCUCAUGCCUGGUGGACGUUCCAUCAGCGCCUCAAUUCCUCAGAAAUCACAGCAAGCCGCAGUAUCAGUUGGGACAUCAUCCAUCUCGUCUCCCAAAUCCAUGCUACUUGUUACUCUCUUCGAAUGCUCCAGCAAGUCUUAUCUCAUGCUUUAGAAAGGUCGACGGAGUCCGUCUCGCCAAAUUUAGGUCAACUGCAAAUGGCCUUGACCGACAUGUCCUCUCUCUCGAAUUUCCCCGACAUUGACCUCGUUGUAGAUCUUCUAACCACCCCAUCACAUUCUAAGCUAGCCAACGCCUUGGCAGAUUGCCUGAACUUAAGAGCACCCGCACAACGAGCACCGCGUAUUGGGUACCGUGGCAGCUUCAAGAUGAUCAAAUCUGCGAAUGAGAAGGCAACGGGCAAGAGGCCGAACGAUGAUUCAACAAAGCCUUGGUCCGAUUUCAAUAACUUGGCAACUAAUAACAUGUUCAGCCUCCUCUCUGUUGACUGA